AUGUCGAGUGAAAGUGAAGAUGCAGAAGAGUCCAGUUUGGAGGAAUCCGAGUCGGAGACGGAGUGUUACUGGAAUGAGGAAAACGCCGACAACCCGUUCAACUAUACCACGGAGGUAGAGCAGAUCAUCCACGAAAAUGUGGACAUUUCCACGGCCAACGCGAUCAAGUUGAACCAGCAGUUCCAGCAAAAGUUGAAGCUGAUGAGAUCGAAAUUGCAAGCGAUGGUCUACCAGUGCCAAGAGCGUUUGCGUAUCGUCGAGCUGAAGAUCGAUGACUAUAACUACCAGCGGAGUAUUGGCGAGGGUAAUGCGAGAAAGCGGGGAAGGGCGCGAGUUGGGGGAUACAUCUGUGGACAGCCAUUCUUCAAGGAUCACUCGCUGUAUCCCGGGCCGCACAAUGAGGACUACCUCUAUCGGAAGAACGUGAUGAAGGAGUUUUUCCCGCUGGAUCUGUUUGAAGCCACGGACACGAUGUGGACGGUGAACGAUAAGCUGUCGGUGAAAAAAGCGGUGGCAGCCCAGGCGAAGGAGUUCCUUGCGCGAGAGCUCAGCCUACAGGCGAAGCAGUGCAACAAUCCCAGGAAAAGCCAGCAGAUUCAGCAGGACCAGCAAUCGCUGGUAGCGCUAUCAAUCGAUGCCCUCUGGGCGAAGGCUUGCACGUUCGAUGGUAGCUACGGUGGAGAAACAUUUACGGUGGACUGGUUGCAGGUAUCGAACGUGGCCGUAUCACAGCGCCAUACGGCAGCCGCUUGCGAAGGGAUGUGGAGCAACUAUCUCAAGCCUGGAAUUCGACGCUGUAACUGGGAAUCGCAAGAAGAAACCCUGCUGGAGCAAGCGUGCCAGGAGUAUGGCUACCAGGACUGGGAAAAGAUAGCUCAGCGCAUCGAUGGCCGAUCACCAUAUCAGUGUUUGACGCACUUUCAGACGAACCUCUCGGCGAUGGCAAAGAACGCCAAGAUGCCCUGGACGGCCGAAGAGGACCAACGGUUGAUAGAUUUGGUGGAGAAAAACCGCAUCGGCAAGGUCAUCGUGUGGAACAAGGUGGUCGAGAAUAUGCCUUACCGAAACAAGACGCAAGUGUACACGCGCUACAUGUUUACGCUGAAGCAGCCACUACGAAACAUAAAGUUCAGCCCGGAGGAGGACUGCGUCAUCAUUGCAUACGUACAACGGUUCGGUGAGAAUUUCCGUUUCUUUCCGGACGGCAUGCUGCUAGGACGUACGACGCGCCAGAUUCAGGCACGGUACCGGAAUACGCUGCGCUAUGUUAAUAAACGGGCCACCUGGUCACUCGAGGAAGACCAACGGUUAAUGGACUACAUUGACGAGCAUCGGGCGGAAGUGGAUGCGAAAACCAUAUCGUGGGCACAUUGUGCCAAUUCGCUGGGGAAUCAUUCGCGGUUCAGCUGUCGCACGCGCUACUACACCAUUGUGCGCUUUCUGGAGAAAAAUCCGGGUGCGAAGCUGGAGGAUGUGCCGCGUAGAGAUCAGCGUAAGCUGUCCACCACGGUGACUAAUGAGAAUUGGGCUAAAAUCAUAUGCGGCAAAGCUAGCACCAUGGCCAAAGCACAAAAAGGAUCGUUCUACGCGAAUCUCAACACGGCCAGUGAGCGAUCGUUGUACGAAAAGAUGAAGUUCAGUUACCAUUACAGCUUUGGAAACCAUCUGAAAAUCACCAUGCGCCGGAAGCACGUGUUCACAGGUGUAAAGAUCUUGCUGCACAUGCUCGAAGGGUUUUACGAACAAAUCGCUUGUUCGAAAACCGUCGCAACGAACAAAAUUCUGGAGCAACCGGAGGUAUCUAGAAUGUUCACCGUCAUACAAUCACCGCUCCAGUGGUACGAGCUGGAAGCCAAAUUGCGGGCCGAGCUGAGACUCAGUACGCUUCCCUCCGAUGCACUGUUCUGUUGGCUUCCACCAAGCUAUAACACUGUGAUAGGGUUGCGAGGUGUCUGCCUCAAUGCUAACUCCAGCUCGAUCACCCAACCAUCGCAGGAGGCACCGCUGAAAGAACCCAAUGAGCAGCAGUAUCAGGAGGCUACGAAACGGUUCGUGGACCGGUUCAGAAAGAUUUUUCACUGGACCAUAUUGCUCACCAUGCUCAACUAUGAUCAUGCGAUCUUUCGCGAAGAGGAGACCGAGGGUCGAGGCUCCGGAACGUAUGAAAGCGAAACGGAAUGGGAGCUCAGUGAUGAUGAAGCGACACCGGAACAACAGUCGUUCACUUUAGCACUGGAUAACGAUAGACGUAUUCAGCAGAAUCACGAGCAACUGACACUGGAGCGGCAAGAUCGUCUCGUACCCAUAUCCUUUGUGCACCUGCAACAGGAACAAGCGACAGUGUGUGAACCGCCAUCCGUCAUGGCCGAAAUGGAUCUGGUACAAAAUGUAACAAUCGUUAAUCCGAACGAUCUACCAGAGUCAACACUCGCCAGUCUAGCCGCAGACCAUCCGAAUCUUUCGCUUUGUCCUGUGCAGCAGCAGGCCUAUACCAUGCCACCAUUGACGAUCAGUUGCAUGAAUAGCUUGCAACAACCGUGCACUAGCAGUUCUACUGAAGGGAAGGUGAAUUCUUCAAAAUCAAACCCAUCACAAACCAAAACGAAAAGACAACCCAAAUCCCGCAGUAGAGAAGCUGGGAUCACCAAACCAGCAGCGAAAGCACGGAAAACGAAUCGAGGGAAAACUGGACCCUCGAGUAUCGUACAUCGAGGCCUAGAAUCAUCAGACAGCAGUGUCGGAGACUUGCAACCAACGUGGGUGGAACAUCCCGUUGCUCCAUUAGAACCAGAUAGUAUUAGCAUCCUUGCACCAGAAGCACCGACGGUGAAUUUUGAAUCAGGCCUCUGGAAUGCAACGGUGGGCAUACAUGAGACUGAGCCAACGAAACCCAUGGUCGCUAUGGAAACUCACCCUGAAUGUAGCGGAAUAGUUUCACUGCAACCUACUGAACCGGUUAACUCGACCGGGGUACCAGUGCAAACAUUGCGUCUAGCGCCGGUGCAAGUGUUGUCCGCAGAUAGUCAGAGUCACAGUGGUGACUGGAAUUCAUCUAAUGUGUUCCUAACCGAGAUUUCCUAUGUAGAACCUGCAAAUCAUGCAGAAUCUACCGUAUGCGAUAAUAUGGUACCAGAACAGUCAUCGGACCAAGAGGAUCUGCUUCACGAUUCUAAGCAAGCUAGCAAUGCAGUUCUCUCCAAUGAUACAGAGGUAACGGGAGAAGAAACGACCCCUCAGGAAAGCAAGAGUGAGUCGGAAACACGUGACAAGCAGGAUCGUUAUGAGGAUUUGUUAACGCAAAUCGACGACAGCUUUUCGGCGGUCGACAUAAUACGUCUGCUAAACGAUAGGAGAAAGGCCGACGGUAACGAAAGUAGCAACGAUUCGGAUUUGUGAAUAA
This is a messenger RNA of Anopheles aquasalis, 3400 nucleotides long. RefSeq names its product proximal sequence element A Pbp95 (gene Pbp95). Gene Ontology annotation, biological process: snRNA transcription by RNA polymerase III; snRNA transcription by RNA polymerase II. The record is from RefSeq and is a predicted model, not a curated record. Gene Ontology annotation, molecular function: RNA polymerase II cis-regulatory region sequence-specific DNA binding; RNA polymerase III type 3 promoter sequence-specific DNA binding. Lineage: Eukaryota; Metazoa; Arthropoda; Insecta; Diptera; Culicidae. Gene Ontology annotation, cellular component: snRNA-activating protein complex.